CAUUUCAUUCAAGAGAUUCAUUGGCCUCUGAUCCCAUAUCGUUUCAUUUUACAUAUUUUGAUUGACGAUGGAACGCCCCAUAGUUCAUAUUACUCCGAAUUGUUUAGUAGAAGGAGGAAGAAUUCAAAAUGAGCAAUUAUCUCGAGAUGUCGACUAUUUUCUUGGUAUACCUUAUGGAGAAGCAGUUAGGUUUGAGAGACCUACCUUCGCCAAAUUAUGGGCUGGAAUAAGGUUGGCAACGACUAAAGGAAAGAUAUGUCCACAAGAUUUUCAAAUGUACAAGCACAACUUUCUCCCCCUUCCUAUUCCCGACGAAGAGACAGAUAUGAGCGAAGAUUGUCUAUCGCUUAAUAUAUGGAGACCAUCCGAUGUGAAAGAGGGUGAAAAAUUGCCUGUCCUCGUUUGGUUAUGUUCAGCCCAUUUCAAGACAGGAUCAGCAAAUACUUAUUCUGGUGAAGUAUUUAGUUCAAUUAAUAGAGCAAUUGUUGUAUCUAUUAACUACAGACUCGGAGUUUUAGGAUUUGCGUGUUCACAUGAUGGAGUAUUGGAGGGAAAUUAUAUGCUUCUCGAUCAUAUUUUGGCCCUUAAAUGGAUUCAAAAGUAUAUUGAAGGAUUUGGGGGUGACAAGGAUAAUGUUACCCUUCAUGGAGUUAGCUCAUCAUCAAUUUUAGCAUCAGUUCAUUUAAUUUCUCAAAAAUCUAAGGGUCUUUUCCAUAAAAUGAUUCUUCAAAGCGGAUCAAUACUUGGCCCUUGUACAACACCUUGUACUAGAAAAUUUAUGGCUGAUCUUAUUCUGUCGGCCGCCAAGCAUAAAGGAUACAAUGGUUCUGCGAAUGGAGAAGAACUAAAGUCUUUUUUGCAAGCUUUGCCGAUUCAUGAACUUACCCAUAUUUUGCAUCCAAAUACCAUGUUAACACCAGUUAUAGAUGGUUACGUUAUCGAAGAAGAGCCUGAUUUGAUCUAUGAGAAAGAGCUAUAUUCAAAAGUACCUGUACUGGGUGGUGUAACCAGCGACGAAGGAUUCGCCUUUUUAGCAUUGCUGCUAAAAAAGGCCGGGAAUAAAAUAAAAAAUGAAUAUCAUUUUAAAGAUUUAGUAGUUAAAAUCUCGAGAAUGCUUGGGUAUAAAUAUUGCUCGGAUGAAACUGGAAGUGAGAUGUGCGAUAUGAUAAUGAAAAUCUAUCAACCCAAAGCAAAACUAAGCGAGAACUUUAUGAAAAGCUGUAGCAAGGUGAACGGAGAUAUGGCAAUUGUAGCACCAAUGUAUAAACAACUUCAGGUUCUUAAGGAUUGCACUACCUAUGCGUAUGAAAUACAUUACAGGCCUUCGUAUUAUACGGGACCUGAAUGGAUAGGUAUGCCACACGCCAACGAUCUGUCGUACGUUUUCGGCGACCCUUUUCUAAGUAGAUACUUAAAUAAAUGGACCGAUUCUGAUAAGCAAUUUAGCCGAAAUUUAAUGGAAAGAUGGGGAGAAUUCAUAAAAACUGGUGAACUUACUGAUUGGAAACCCUUCAAUUUGGAUAAUAAAUCUAUCAAAAUCUUAAAAAGCGAUGAUGAUAGAAUGCCCAAGGAGGCUGUUUUUAAGAAGAAAAACAUGAAAUUCUGGAAUAAUGAAAUAUAUCGCUUAAUUAAGGAUGAUGAGUCUCCCAUCACUGACGAAGAAUUUAAUAUCGAUGAUUAUAUGUUUCUAGUAAUCGCUGCCUUUGAAGGAGCAAUAUUUUAA
Molecule: messenger RNA, 1723 nt
Organism: Dimorphilus gyrociliatus
Lineage: Eukaryota; Metazoa; Annelida; Polychaeta; Dinophilidae
Source: the annotation of a GenBank genome assembly